CGACGCCCCAGCGCGCCUUUUUGGUUCGCCCCGUAGGCGUCGUGGCGCUAGCGUCGCGCCGUCAUGUCUGCCGUUCGAUUUUCCGACGCAGGACGUCGCCUCUUCACCUCGAAACAUCGCUAGAAAUGAGGUGCUGAAAAAAGGCCGAAAAAAUGGUCGGUAUGGCCAAUAUGGAAGAUCACGAGAGGAAGAUCGUUAUGGAGUUCGUGCAUUUACUGGAAAAGUCCAAGCAACUGUUCAACGGCUUGAGGGAUUUGCCGCAAUACGGCCACAAACAGUGGCAAGCGUAUUUCGGUCGAACCUUCGACAUUUACACGAAGUUAUGGAAAUUUCAGCAGCAACACCGCCUAAUUCUAGAUACAAAAUAUGGGUUGAAGAGGUGGCAAAUAGGCGAAAUAGCAUCUAAAAUCGGACAGCUCUAUUAUCAUUAUUAUUUAAGGACUAGUGAAACUAACUAUCUGAAUGAAGCUUACUCAUUUUAUGCCGCGAUUAGAGGUCGAGCUUAUUAUUCAAGGGCUGCAAAGGAAGACAGAUCGGAGCUGAUGGUGAAGAAGCUGCGCUACUACGCCCGCUUCAUCGUCGUGUGUCUGCUCUUGCGCCGCAUGAAGCUGGUGCGCGAGCUUAUAGUGGAGCUGGACAGACACAUCGCCGACUAUACCAGCACCUACGAGCCAGACGACCAGAUCGAAUGGAGCCUGGUUUUGGACGAGAUCAAGGGCUUCAUCCAGUCGGAUUCGCUGGUGCAGGUGCUGCACGCCGAUACCAAUCCCAUCGUUCUUUCGCACAGAUUGAGUCCUCUGACCACACCACCCGUAGAAAAGUCCCAGUACAUGAACCUGACUCUGCAAGAGAUCCUGGUAGUGGGCAGUGCGACGGAACAAGUGAAAUUCUCCGAGCUCACCAUGGACAUGUUCAGGAUGAUCCAGACUCUGGAACGGGAACCCCAGGAAGAUUUCAACCACAUCUACGACGCGUCGCCUGCUCCUGGCAGAGUUCCAUACGGUGUGCCCGGUCAGAAAGGAUAUUUCGAAAAUGGUGAUAGACCAUCUAGAAGAGAAAAUCCCCACAAGUACCUCUUGUACAAACCGACUUUGAGUCAAGUAUUGGUGUUUCUAGCGAGUGGUUUUAAGGAGCUACCGACGAAUGGUGCUCUUUUAUUAUAUUUGUCAGCCGAUGGAUGCUUUUCCACUACAAAACAUCCCGAAGACAUGGGUUAUGAUCUUGGCGGUGUUUUGACGAGUAGCAAAAGAGACGGCGAACACAAGAAACAAAAAGAAGCUCACUGCCUUUACCCUGGUGAUUUAUAUCCGUUCACGAGACGGCCACUCUUCGUCAUAGUAGAUUCGGAUAACAGUUUCGUUUUUCAACAUAUUCCUAGGUAUUUUGGCCAACCUCUGGUCACACUCAUGUCGCCUCAAGACACACCGCCCGCCUUUCAAGAUCAACAGCACAAUGGUUCUUUAUUCACAUUAUUCCUCCAUUCUCCAUUGACGGCGUUUUGUUAUUGUUGCAAUUUGACAAGCAUUCCUAUACACCAUUGGGAACGAUGUCAGAGUUUUGUGGACCGAUUCGUGACCGAAGCAUCUCGUCUUUUUACAAGAUCGAGAAUUGAACCGUCGUACCUGCAAUUUUUCGGAGACGACUUCCUGCGCCUGCUCCUCCUACGCUACGCCUUCUGCGACGUCGUCCUCCGCCUCCACACCGCCUUCAAAGGCCGCCAAUACCGUCCGAGGUGCCAGCCACCCCUACCCGAGGCCGAGCUGCUCGACCACCCCUCGUUGCACCACCUGGUGCUCGACCUUGCCUCCCACUUGGAGGUUCGCGCCUGCUUCCUCGAAGGAGGUCCCCACCAGGAGGCCGAAUGAUCCAGGCCUGCCUCCUCGGGGGCACUCAGGGGAGGCCUCCUCCUGCAGGCGCUGGCGGUGCUCGUUUUCGCCGCAGCGUUGGCGAUCGAAGGUCCUG
Phaedon cochleariae (mustard beetle) is the source of this 1962-nucleotide messenger RNA. The record is from the annotation of a GenBank genome assembly. Lineage: Eukaryota; Metazoa; Arthropoda; Insecta; Coleoptera; Chrysomelidae.